This is a messenger RNA of Hirsutella rhossiliensis, 912 nucleotides long. RefSeq names its product RNase H domain-containing protein. NCBI's taxonomy places the organism in Eukaryota, Fungi, Ascomycota, Sordariomycetes, Hypocreales, Ophiocordycipitaceae. The record is from RefSeq and is a predicted model, not a curated record. The transcript has a single exon. The coding region runs from base 1 to 912 and encodes 303 amino acids. Gene Ontology annotation, biological process: DNA replication, removal of RNA primer. Gene Ontology annotation, molecular function: nucleic acid binding; RNA-DNA hybrid ribonuclease activity.
AUGCUCGAGGCCCCGACUUCUCCCCAGCACCCCUCAGCCCGACCCGACAGGGGCGUAGACAAAACGCAGGCGGCGAGAGACUUCAACUCGUGGCUCCGGGUAUGCCCUGAAGAUACCCUCAUCGUCUACACUGACGGCUCGCAGAGCGAAGACGGCGCCUGCGGGUAUGGGUACUCAGUGUGGCUAGGCCCUAGCGAAGUGACCUAUGGCAGCGGUCGGGUCCUACUCGCUGAGGUCUACGACGCAGAGGUGGAAGGCGCCCUCGAGGGGCUUCGAGCGGCACUCACGUGGUCCCCCAGGACCCCGGACCAGCAGUGCCGGAUAGUCGUCUGCCUUGAUAACUCUGCGGCUAUAAGAGCCAUACGAGGCAGCCCAUCGAUCUCGUCGCAAGCGGCGGCGGAGAAGUUCGCUGAGGCCGCGGCUCGGCACGGAGACGUCAGGACGCGCUGGUGCCCCGGCCAUACGGGGAUCGCCGGCAACGAGCGGGCCGACCAGCUAGCAAAGGAGGGCUGCCGGGCCUCGGCCGGACAGGCCGCCGACGUACGCGAACAUCAAGAGACAGGCCAAGGCUGCGGCCAGGCGCGACUUCCAGGACUGGUGGGCCGCGGGGCCCUGAGCAGCUACAAGAGCCUAGGGCUCAAGGCCUCGCUCGGUGCCCCCGGCUGCACACCAAACGACAGCACCUCCAUCACCUGCUCGCUGCGAGGAGCGGGCACGGGGACUUCGCCGACUACCACGAGAGGUUUAACCACGAAGAGGCCCGGAUCGAAUGCUCCUGCGGGGGGGAAAAACCACGACACACCCCCUCUACUGGCCGAAGGUAAGUACUCGACACCGCCUAAGGCUAGCCCCACGGCGGGCAAGGCUAUCAACCAGGCACUAGGAAGGGAUUUGACCGGUUCCUCGGGCUAG